Neolamprologus brichardi is the source of this 1868-nucleotide messenger RNA. It is a transcript of the gene klhl27, whose product is annotated as intracisternal A particle-promoted polypeptide. The record is from RefSeq and is a predicted model, not a curated record. Gene Ontology annotation, molecular function: actin binding. NCBI's taxonomy places the organism in Eukaryota, Metazoa, Chordata, Actinopteri, Cichliformes, Cichlidae.
AUUUGGGGCAAACUGUUACGUCUGGAGAUUCAGACCAAUGCAGUCGGUCCACGAAAAACGUAUUGACAGCCUGCAGGCUGACGGAAGUUGCCUGCAUCCUCAUCAGCAAACUUAAGGGCCCGAGCCUCACAGGAGAGGAGGAUUGAGGAUACUGGCCUCCAUGGUAAAGCAGAGGUACCUUCGCUGCCAUGUCCUCCAUCUCUGUGUCGACGUCCAGUGGAUGCAGCCGUAAUGCUGGUGCAGCUGCCAUGGCAACCCAGGGUUUAGAGCAAGCUGUGCUGGCUUCAGAUCGCUACGCCAGACUCAUCCUGGCCCAGAUGAACAAGAUGCGCCUCCGCUCCGACUUCUGUGACGUGGGGCUUAAAGUCGGCGGCCGUGUCUUCAAGGUGCACCGGCUAGUGCUUGCUGCCAGCAGCCCCUACUUCUCUGCCUUGUUCGCUGGUGGGAUGAGGGAGGCAGACAAAGAGGAAGUGCAGAUCCUUGGAGUGGACACUGAUGUCUUUGAAAUCUUGCUGGAGUUCAUAUACACAGGAGUGAUCGGCGUCACUGUGGAGAAUGUUCAGGAACUGAUGGUGGCAGCCGACAUGCUGCAGCUGAAUGAGGUGGUGUCCAUCUGUGGGGAGUUUCUUAAGGGUCACAUGGACCCAUCCAACUGUGUGGGCAUCUUUCAGUUCCUGGAGCAGAUCGCCUGCAUGGACAUGCUGGAGUUUACUGAGAACUACAUCCAUGUUCACUUCCUAGAGGUGUGUGUCACCGAUGAGUUCAGGGGCCUGUCAAAAGAGCAGCUGGUGAGACUUUUAAAAAGUGAGGAGCUGAGGAUCGAGGAUGAGUACCAGGUUUUUACAGCAGCCAUGGAGUGGGUUCUCCAAGACGUGGCAAAGAGGAAAAAACAUGUGGUAGAGGUGUUGGAACCAGUCCGCUUCCCCCUGCUUUCCCCACAGAGGCUGUUCAAGUACAUAGAAGGUAUUACCGACUUCAGCCUGCGGGUGGCACUGCAGACUCUGCUGAGGGAAUACACUGAAGUCACAAAGUCCCCCAAAGAAAAUAAGAUGUACAGUCAGCUACAGCCAGCCAAGAUGAGACCCAGAAGAAAAGCCAGGAAAUACCUCUAUGCCAUAGGAGGCUACACUCGGCUGCAGGGCGGCCGUUGGAGUGACAGCCGGGCGCUAAGCUGCGUGGAACGCUUUGACACCUUCAACCAGUACUGGACCACCGUGUCGUCACUGCAUCAGGCCCGCAGCGGGCUAGGAGUCGCAGUCCUGGAAGGCAUGAUCUAUGUGGUGGGAGGGGAAAAAGACUCGAUGAUUUUUGACUGCACAGAGAGAUACGACCCAGUUACGAAACAGUGGGCCGCCGUGGCGUCUCUGACUUUCCCUCGCUGCGGAGUCGGUGUCUGCCCCUGCCACGGAGCUCUGUAUGCACUCGGUGGAUGGAUUGGCUCUGAAAUCGGAAAAACCAUGGAGCGAUAUGACCCGGAGGAGAACAAGUGGGAGGUCAUUGGCAGCAUGGCUGUUCCCCGCUAUUACUUUGGCUGUUGUGAGUUCCAAGGCUUCAUUUACGUGAUCGGAGGGAUCAGCGACGAAGGGAUGGAGCUGCGCUCAGCAGAGGUGUAUGAUCCCAUCUCGCGUCGAUGGAGCGCCCUGCCAGUCAUGGCCACUCGACGGGCCUACGUGGGCGUCGCAUGUCUCAAUAACUACAUAUAUGCUGUGGGCGGCUGGAACGAGGCUCUGGGUGCUUUGGAGACAGUAGAGAAGUACUGCCCAGAGGAGGAGAAAUGGGUGGAGGUCGCUGCGAUGUCUACGGCACGCGCAGGUAGACACAAAUCUCGAUACCUCGGCGGUUACUCAUAUCAGUCCGUCUGGCACUAA